This is a messenger RNA of Polyodon spathula (Mississippi paddlefish), 3119 nucleotides long. RefSeq names its product RNA polymerase II-associated protein 3-like. Bases 88 to 2094 code for a protein of 668 amino acids. Gene Ontology annotation, molecular function: protein binding. The record is from RefSeq and is a predicted model, not a curated record. Lineage: Eukaryota; Metazoa; Chordata; Actinopteri; Acipenseriformes; Polyodontidae. The transcript has 17 exons.
CUGGGAACUGUUGUCAUGGCGCUGCACACAAACGGCUGAAAACGGGGAGGGGGGGCAUCACCAGUUCAGGUAAUUACAUCUGCAAUCAUGGCAUCGCAAAAUAAAGCGGUUGAGCUUCAGCUGCAAAUGCGACAGAAUGCAGAAGAGCUGCAGGAUUUCAUGAGGGAUCUGGGGAGCUGGGAAAAGGAUAUCAAGAAAAAAGACGAGGAACUGCGGAGGGAGAGUGGAGUUGAGCCUGAAAUGCAGAGUUUACCUCCAGUAAGAAAUAAGCAUUACAAGAGGAAGAAAAAAGACAAAAGCAAAGCGACUGCCAACAAUGCAAAGAAUGAAAAGGAGAAAGCUUCCAGAAUUAAAUCGUAUGAUUACCAAGCAUGGGACAAAUUUAAUGUAGAUAAAGUACUUGAAAAUCUAGAUAAAGAAGACGGCACACAGGAAUCACAUGAAUCAGACUCUGAAGAAGAAGCGAUUCAUAUAGACAAAGAUAAAGCACUUUCUGUGAGAGAAAAAGGCAACGAUCUCUUCCAAGAAGGAAAAUAUGACGAUGCAAUAGAAUGUUACACAAGAGGUAUGACUGCAGAUCCUUACAAUCCAGUCCUCCCCACAAACAGAGCCGCUGCUUUCUUCCGUCUAAAGAAGUAUGCUGUAGCUGAAUCGGACUGUAAUUUAGCCAUUGCGCUUGACAGAAACUAUACCAAGGCUUAUGCAAGAAGAGGAGCUGCUCGAUUUGCUCAAAAAAAAAACGAGGGUGCUAAAGAAGAUUAUGAGAUGGUUCUGAAGCUGGAUCCUGAAAACUUUGAAGCACAGAAUGAACUGAAGAAAAUACACGAGGUUCUGGCUUCACAUGCGCAUGUGUCAGAAAAAACAUACAGCAAAGAAAAGGAAGCAGUGGUUGAUGAGAACGAGAAGAAAAGAAUACAAGAACAGCAGGAUAAACAGCAGGCAAUUACUCAGAAAGAUCUUGGCAAUGGUUAUUUCAAAGAAGGAAAAUAUGAAGCAGCGAUAGAGUGCUAUGCCAAAGGAAUGGCAGCAGAUGGCACUAAUGCACUUUUACCAGCAAACAGGGCCAUGGCCUAUUUAAAGCUUCAAAAGUAUGCCGAGGCAGAAGAUGACUGUAGAAGUGCUAUAGCACUGGAUGGCACUUACACGAAGGCUUUUGCCAGGCGGGGGAAUGCAAGAGCAGCACUUGGUAAACUGAGAGCGGCCAAAGAAGACUUUGAAACAGUUUUGAACCUGGAACCAGGAAACAAACUGGCUUUGAAUGAGCUUGAAAAAAUCAAUAAUGAAAUGGUUGCAAAAGGCCUCUUGUCAAAGGAACAUCUUGCAGACCAACAAGCAAAGAAUACUGAACAAAGAAGACUCGUACAACCAAUAAAUAAACCACCUCGCCUGCGAUCAACAAAUCCACUGAGACGAAUGGUUAUUGAAGAAGUUGGAUGUGAACUGCCUGGCACUGACCUUCAAUUAAUGUCAAACACCUCAGCAGAAUGUAAAGUGCCAUUCUGCAUGAUCACAGAACUUACUAGAAGCAAAGAAGCAGUGGAAUGUGCCCCCAGUGCCAAAAUGCUUAAAAUAGAGAAGAUCUCUGAUAUUCCAGCAGAUUCCUGUGAAAGAGAGCAUCUUGAAGACAACGCAGAGAAGCAGUCAACUGUAAGAUGUGUUACUGUGGAAAAUACUGCAGAUCAGAAGAAACUAUUACCUUCCAUAUCUGAGUCUUUGUCCAUGCCUUCACCUCCUACAAACUCCUUUCAGCUGGAAGCAGAUUUGAGAAAGCUAAAAUCCUACCCAGAAAUGAAAUACAAGUACCUCAAACAAAUUGAGCCAUCAGCCUACCCCAAAAUAUUUCAGAAGUCAUUGGAACCUGACAUUUUGAACCAGAUUUUAAAUAUUCUACACUCUUCUUAUACCAUGCGUGAUGAGCAUUUGGUUAUUUUAGAGAUUCUGAAGAACCUUGCAGAAGUGAAAAGGUUUGACAUGGCAGUCAUGUUUAUGUCUGCGGCAGAAAAGACUGUUGUUCGAGAAUUAUUCAGCUCUAUUCAUCAAGCUGGUUUAGAAGAUGACCACCUCAAAUCUCUUAAGAAGAAAUAUGGGAUUUGAUUUGAUUUGUACAACAAUUCCAGUUAGUUGAAAACACAGUUGCAGGCCAUUCAUUGUUUAGAUUGUACAGAAUAAAUACUGACUACAUAUUAUUUUUAAAACCUAAAUACACAGAAAGGGUUGAUUUGUUAUAAAUCUGGAGUUUCAUAAAAUCAUGUAUAUUUAUAAAUGGUGAACCUUAGUAAUGAUUUUAUUUUCUGGCCUAAUAUGGCUGCCAUAUUGAGGUACAUUUUGAAGUUACAGCUGCAUGGAGAUAGUACACUGAGUUAUUGUCUUAAUGUUUGGUGCACAUUGGCAUUCAUUAAUUGUCUUCAUUAAGUAUUGUUACCAUUCUCUAACGAAUGCCAGUCCCACUAAAAAAUAUAAUAAAAUACAACUGGUCCAUAUCUCGGCUUUCUAGGCUCUGGGAACUUGACAUGGUUUUAUCUUCCAUCAUAAUUUUUUUUAAUGAAAAUAGAAGGCAAGUGUGAUUAGUUAUUAAUAAAAUAUUUUGGUAAACAUCCCAGGUUAAUUGUAUAAAUUACGCACAUAUUGUGUUAGGUGUAAGUAUAGGCGCAGUAGAAAUAAUUGCAGAUGCAAAAUUCUAAUUCACAACUGACUGGUGCAUCUGGCAACCAAUUGUACUUGUGAAAAGACAAUUGUCAACCAGCUAAGGGUACAUCAACAAAGAAGCAGAUCCUUAAUUAAUACGUUACCAUAUAUUUUUUUUUUAUUACAAGAAUUAGGUACAAUACAUUCCUUUGCUCUUUUCACAGCCCUAUGGUGAGCUGGUGUUAUUAUAAUAAUGAACAAACAGUUGUUAGCCAUUUCCCUCUAGUGGUCACUUUGCCAUAGCAGAAGUUGUUUUUUAUAAUCCCAUUAUUUCUAAGAGCGUGACAAACCUACAGUACUGUAAAUUUAGUGCCAUUGGUCUAUUUUUUUUUUUUUUUUUUACAUUUGUCUACUUGAGUUUGUCACAAGUUUGACCUCAAAAUGUGGUUGUGUGCCAUCAAUCUGAUUAGUGGCUUUAAAUUAAAAUAAAUAUA